CUCAGUGAAAUACAGCAGCAAACUCUGACUGCAAGACCCUCCCCGGUAGUUUCCCUUGCCGUUUCCCUGCCGCUGCAUCUGGAAGCAUACAGAGGACAAUAAAAGAAGAGAAGAGGAGCUGCCGGAACGAUGGAGAAGAAUCAAGGAUCUCCUCAUCAGUACGGUUCACUGGCGCGCACUGAGUGGACCAGAGACAGCGACAAACAAGGGGAUGACGUGGUGUCCAUGGCAGACUCCACCAUCACCGUGGACGACAUUGAGGGGGAACUUUUUAAGAUUGAGAGGAUCAGGGACGUCCUGGUCAGGAGGGAGUCAGAGCUGAGAUACAUGAUGGAUGACAUUCAGCUAUGCAAGGAGAUUACACGCCUAAAGAAGGAGCUGCACAAAUUAGUGUCCAUACCAGAUAAUGACAAGUCCAAUGAGGACCGGCAGAAGGAAGAAGAACUAUUGCAGCAGAUCCACAAGCUCGUUGAGACCAGAGAUUUCUUGGUGGACGAUGUGGAGUUUGAACGACUCAGGGAGAAUGAAGAAGAUAAAGAAAUGGCAGAUUUCCUGAAGUCCAAAUUCCCCAAAAAUAUUAGGAAGACAGGUGUACCAACCAGACGGGUGCCAUCCAGGGCUCAGCAGGCCUCUUCUCCCUUCACCAAGACAGGCCUCACCCUCCUGAAGGAGUGCUGUGGCUUCACAUGCUCCAUCAUGUAGCCUGGAGCCCAAAAUGCAGGGCCCCACUCCAGGGCUGACAGAGCGGCCACACACCAAAAUGGCCAUUCCACAGGAGUCUAUAUUUCCAGUAUCAGUUUUUCAGUCCAAGAAAGACUUUCAAGCAUGGAUGGAGCACUUCCAGAUGCGAGCUGAGAAUUUCCCAGAGUGAGAACAAAGGAUGUUGCAAAGAUCAUGUGGUGUGUUUUCAUGCCAAGACCCAAGUUCGUCUCGUGUUGGAUCUGUUUGUCACUUCCAUUGAAUUUUAUCUGUCAUUUUGUCUUCCUCCCAUGUCUCUGCUCCUGCUUUCAUUUUUACUCUUGUUAAAUAUCACUACUGAGCCAACUUCUUCUGAUCAACAAUUUCCAAAAAGAGUAAACAGCAUACAGGAUGGUUUUGGACAGGAAAGACACCAUUUGAAGGAAAGAAACAGAAUAGCACAAGUUAGCACAAGGCAUGGAUAGUGUACACUAACACUAAUUGGAUUGAGACGGCGGCACUGAGCUGUAUAACUGAGCUAUAAUAACUGUUAUUUCCAAAAAAGGAGCUGUUUUGCAAGAGUCAACAGGCCAUUCCAGACACACUUUAUCAUCAGUAUUAAGGAAAUAAAACUAAUGAUACUGACAUUAAUCGGGAGCUGUGUCAGGAUGAAGUUGCCUGUUUGACUCCAGAUCCAAAUUGGUACAACCUUUUGAAAAGUGGUUGUUCGUGAAGAAAGUCUCAUAACGCUUGAUUUUGCUUUAGUAACAGUUACCUAAUAUUGACUAAUGUCUGUUUUUUUAUUUGAGUGUUUCUUUUGCUAACCCACACUAGUCAUUGUGUUUUAC
Molecule: messenger RNA, 1526 nt
Organism: Micropterus dolomieu (smallmouth bass)
Lineage: Eukaryota; Metazoa; Chordata; Actinopteri; Centrarchiformes; Centrarchidae
Product: bMERB domain-containing protein 1-like
Exons: 6
Coding region: 130-702 (190 amino acids)
Source: RefSeq, a predicted model, not a curated record